Molecule: messenger RNA, 1737 nt
Organism: Anolis carolinensis (green anole)
Lineage: Eukaryota; Metazoa; Chordata; Lepidosauria; Squamata; Anolidae
Gene: agt
Product: angiotensinogen
Exons: 5
Coding region: 180-1571 (463 amino acids)
Biological process (GO): regulation of apoptotic process; negative regulation of endopeptidase activity; regulation of systemic arterial blood pressure by renin-angiotensin
Molecular function (GO): serine-type endopeptidase inhibitor activity
Source: RefSeq, a predicted model, not a curated record
GAAGUCAGAGAGCAGAGGAGACAGCUAAUGUGUAACUUGGGUUUGGCAAUCGAGGGGAAACAAAUAAGUAGGAAUCCAAAUUUUCUCUUGGGAUCAGUUCCUGAGCACAGCAAACAAGGCAAGAUCCUCUUCCCAAAAAAUUAAGUCUCUGAGAGGUAUUGCUGACGCUGCCAUUAGCCAUGAAUCUGGGAGUGGGUUUCCUGUGCUUCUUUGUAUGCAUUAUGACUGCUGGCUGCGAUCGGGUGUAUGUCCACCCCUUCUACCUGUUUUCCUUCAACAACACAAAGGGCCACAAUUGCAAAGAGUUAGAAGUCAGAGAACAGUUGAUGAAGACUUUCAUUCCCAUCUCAAUUGAGUCUCACCUCAUGUCAGAAUCUGAAGAGAGUCUGAGGAACCGAAGCGAGGAAGAAAAAAAACGUUUAGGAGUGAAGUUCUUGAGAGAUCCCAUUCAUACAGUUGGAGCCCGCUUCUACCAGAAGUUGAGGGAAAUCUACAAAGAAGAUAACAUUUUGGUUUCUCCCAUUUAUAUAUAUGAGUCUUUGCUGGCCUUCUACUUAGGAGCCUCUGGAACAACAGCUAACAAUCUGCAGACUUUGUUGGAAUUCAGCUCUCCUUCUAUUGACCCAAAUUGCACCUUCAAAAUUGAUGGGCACAAAGUCCUUACAGCUCUGAGGUUCAUAAUCAAUUGUCCCUUCCAUUCAAAGGAUACAGAUGGAUUAAUCUUCUCCAGGAUUUCCUGUCUUUUCUCAGCCCCUGACAUCCGUUUAUCAGAGUCCUUCGUCCACCACUUGGCCUUUUCUGAAGCUAACUUUCAUGUGAGGGCAGUCGAUUUUUCAAACCCUGCUCAGGCGGCUAAAUAUAUUGGAGCCUUUGUGGAAGACAAAAGCACACCCAGAAGCAAGAGUUUGCUGUCAGACAUUGAUCCAGAAACCACCCUGCUGUUUGCAACCUACACUCAGUUCAGAGCUAUUUUAAAGGGAGCCUCCCUAUUGAAGGAGCCACAAGACUUCUGGCUGAAUUUGGACACAGCGGUCUCUGUCCCUAUGAUGAGAAUGACUGGAACCUUUGAGCAUAAAUGUGAUGGUGACCCCAGGCUUUCUGUGGUCAGGAUUCCUGUCAGCAAGAGUGUAUUUCUGCUGCUUUUGCAACCGGCCAACAGCAGUGACCUGGGCAAAGUUGAAAAGCAAUAUUCCUUGACACCAUCUGUACCCUGGAUGCAAAAACUAUCAGCAAGACAAAUCCAGCUGACUUUGCCACAGAUAUCCUUGAAAACUAUUUAUAAUCUUCAGGAACUCCUUGAGAAGCAGAAGAUGGGUGACCUGCUUGGAAAGAAUGCCACUUUCAGACUGCUAAGCAACACUGACAUGACAAUUGGCAAGGUAACCAACCAGCAACAUUUUGAACUCAGUCCCAGUGGAGCUGAUGAAGCUGAAGCUCCCUCUGAAGAAAAUGAAGCCACGGAGACACUCAAAAUGACCCUGGACACGCCAUUCCUCUUAGCAGUGUAUGAAAAGGAGUCAGAUGUAUUACUCUAUUUUGGCAGAGUAAUGAAUCCUCUGAAAGGGACAUAAAAGAUCACAAAAAGGAAAGGGGAUUUCAUAGAUUUCCUCCCACCUCCCUUGCCCUUGACUUAGCAAGUUUUUGUGGUCUCAUCAAAUUGUCAUUACAUAUUGUGAAAUGCAAAUAGAUAUGGUUUUCAAAUAUAAAAGCGAUGAGAAGAAUUAAGAAAACUUAAAA